AUGCCAGCAGAUGCAAUCGCAUCGGGGGCUACAGUCGGAGGAUUUGUUGCAGCCGAAGCAUGUGGUGGCGUCGGUGCAUUAAUUAUUGCAAGAACAGCUUUUCCUCCAGUAACUGCUUUCAUCGGUGCAUGUAUUUUGGGUGGAGUUUGUGCUGGAACCGCCAUUAUUUUGGUGAAAACAUUUAUACAAUCAACAACGGAAAUGAUAGAAAGUCUCAAACAAAUAUCAAGUUUGGACAUAUCGAAUUGGACAAAUACCUCGAAUUUCGAUGAUGAGACCGCGUGUUGGAUUGACAUUGUUUAUAUUGAAGAUCAAUGUUCACAGCAGAAAUGGAAUCUCUUUGAAUGA
Messenger RNA from Didymodactylos carnosus, 348 nucleotides. The record is from the annotation of a GenBank genome assembly. Lineage: Eukaryota; Metazoa; Rotifera; Eurotatoria; Philodinida; Philodinidae.